AUUUUACCACAUACGACACUAGAAACUGUGUUCUCUCCAUGUUAUGAUUCGUGUAAUUAAUAUACCAGUGUUAUUAGCAUCUGAAGGAUAACAUCCGAAUAAUUUAUAUAUCAUACAGUAAACUCUCUAAGAGGACAGCUUGAUUUCUUUUUUCUUUUUUGCACAGUCGUUGUCUGUUUCUCGUCGGACGGGUAAAGGAACGGAAACUAAACAGCCACGUAGUAAACGGCGGAGCUCACCGAAAGGUCAUCAGACAGUAAAGUGUUCCUUGGCUCAGACACGUUCCUGGGGAGCCUCCGUCCCCAGAAAAUGCUUUAAAUAAGACGUCAUUUGCAAUACAGCGCCCGCUGCGCCGUGACUGUUGCUCUUCUCGGUGGAAGUGGAUCGUGGUGGUAAAUCGGAGGCUGUUGAGAUGGAGGCCAGUAGAGAAGACCAAGUAAUAAGAUGUGAGGAAGAGGGGGACUCCACUGUGGAAGUCAACACACUCAAAAAAGGGCUGGAGAGCAUCCAAAAGACAAAUGAGCUUCUUAACGGUCCUCUCUCUUCAGACGCGCUGCCAAACGGGAACGGACCGGCAGACGGCCUCGGUGCCGCCGGAGGCACCCUUCCAAACGGAUCCCCUCCGCAGAGCAGCAGCUCUCCCAUCAACCCGCCGAGCCAAGAGUCCUCCCCAGGUGUGGCUGCUUAUCCACCCAUGACGGUAGAGAAGGCUGAGGGCUCUAGUGCUGAGGUCAAGGUUCACAAGGGUGACGCUUUGCAGUCCCUCAAACUCAGUAUGCCUAUGCAGGAGACUGAACUGUCCAACCAGAAACCAUGCCUAGAGAUGGAAAACGAGGAAAAGAUUCGCCUGGAAGCUCGCCGGCGUCUGGAAGAGCAACUCAAACAGUACAGGGUUCAGCGGCAAAAGGAGAGGGCUCAUCGUACCCCUAAAAGCCGGCCCUUCAGUACUCUAGAUCCUGAACUAAUGCUCCAUCCUGAGGCGCUACCGCGCGCUAAUACUGUUGCCAUGACCAAGGAGUAUUCUUUCCUCCGGACCAGUGUUCCACGUGGCCCCAAACUGGGCAGCCUUGGAAUUCCUCCCAGCAAGGAGAAGAAAUCCAGAUCUCCACGUCCCAGUAAGAUUCAUUCCUUAGCUGACUACAAGUCUCCUGAGAGCGACGGCGGAGGGGGAGGCGGCGGCGCUGGAGGCGGGGGCAUGACCUCAGCAGAUGUCAGCCGGUCCUCCAUCAGCUCCGUGUCCACGCUGUCAGAAGUCAGCACGCUGUCAGAGAGCAGCGCAUGCGAGACGGACUCGAAGGCCAGCACUUCGCUCCAGCUCAACGACAACAGCUCGGAGAUGGAUGGCAGCGAAGCCGGAGCGAAGCCCGGCAACGACGGCAACGACAGCGACAGCUCCUCCUACAGCAGCGUGUCCACGAGGGGAACCUAUGGGACGCUCUCGGCCGCCGUGGAACGGCAACAAGGGCCGUACACGGUGGAGGGGAGGGAGAUCGCCCCCGAGGCCAUGGGUCAGUUCCCGUCGCUGCAGGAGGUGCUGCAGGCGGCGAGCGACGAGCAGCACCUGCUGGAGAUGGAGAGGGAGGGAACGGGAGAGUCGCGCAGCCGGAGGGACAGUUUCUCCAGCAGCGUUUCUUUGGAGAGUUCAGUGAUGGGUCACGAUGAGAUGCUCCAGGUGCUAAAAGAGAAAACGAGGCUCGAGGGGCAACUGGAAUCCUUGUCAUCUGAAGCCAGUCAGGCUCUCAAAGAGAAGACAGAGCUCCAGGCCCAGCUUGCAACAGUGAACGCUCAGCUGCAGGCCAAGAGAGAAGAGGCUCAGAUCAGCCAGGAGAGGCAAAGUGCUCUCAGCUCAGAAGUCGGCACGCUCCGCCAAAACUGCAGACAGCUAGAGAAGGCUAUGGUGGAGCUCCAGGGCAGUUUGGAGAGCAAGAACGCCAGUUUGACCUCUCUAAGCAACGACCUGAAAGUUUCUGAAGACCAAUACAACCGGCUGAUAGCGAAGGUGGAGGAGCUGCAGAACACGAUGACUUCAAGGGACAACUCAGUUCAUGACUUGCGUCAGCAGAUGUCGGGCCUCCAGGGUCAGCUGCAGCAGGUCCAGCUGGAGCGCAGCACCCUCCAGAGCCGACUGAAGACCUCCCAGGCUGAGAUCGACUCGCUGCAGCAGGUCAGGCAGUGGUACCAGCAGCAGCUGGCGCUGGCCCAGGAGGCCAGGGUGCGACUGCAAAGCGAAAUGGCCAACAUGCAGGCGGGGCAGAUGACUCAGUUUGGCGCCAUGGAACACCUGAAGCUGGAGAACGUGACACUUUCCCAUCAGCUGACCGAGACCCAACACCGCUCCAUUAAAGAGAAGGAGCGCAUCGCUGUGCAGCUGCAAAGCAUUGAGGCCGACAUGCUGACGCAAGAGGCCGCCUACAAGCAGAUCCAGGACGCAAAAACCAUGGUGGAAGACGACCUGCAGCACAAACUGGAGGAGUUUGAGGAAGAGCGAGAGCGCCUGAUAAAGCUGGCUAACACAGCGACAGCUCUGGAGAGGGAACUGGAACAGGUCAAGUUGACACUUUCCCAAAAGGACUUGCAGCUGCAGUCGCUUCAGAAAGAACAUCUGGAGCUGAUGCGCCAGCUGACGACAACUCAGGAGACGCUACAAACCAAAGAGCAGUCCAUCAACCAGCUGGAGGCCAGGUACCAGGAGCUGGAGGCCCAGCUGGCCGAGCUGCAGACGGAGAGCACCGCCAAGGACGACACCAUCCAGUUCCUCCAGAACGAGAAGAUCGUCCUGGAGGUGGCGCUGCAGGCCGCCAAGGCCGAUAAGAGCCAGCUGGACGAGGGGGCCGAGCGGCUGGGCGAGGACGUCCUGGUGGCCUCGGACGUCCUGGACCAGCUCAGACAAGAAGUCCAAAUCAAAGCCAGUCAGAUUGAAUCUCUGCAACAAGAGAAUAAUUCUCUGAAGAAACAAGCGCAGAAAUUAAAGGAGCAGUUCCAGCAACAAAAGGUGAUGGUGGAAGCGUACCGUCGGGACGCCAUCUCCAAGGACCAGCUCAUCAGCGAGCUGAAGUCCACCAAGAAGCGCCUGCUGGCUGAAGUGAAGGACCUGAAGCAGGAGCUGCUGAGCGCCCAGGGCGAGAAGCAAAAGGCCGAGCUGGAGCAGGCCCGCUUGCAAACUGAGGUGGCCAGAGUCCAGGAGCAGAUGAACAACAUGGAGGCCCAUCUGCAGGCCAUUCAGACGGAAAGGGAUCAGCUUGAAACCCAAAUUCAGUCCCUGCAGUUCGAUCAGAGCCAGCUCACCGCCGCGACUCAAGAGAAUGAGAGCUUGAGGAAACAGGUGGAGCAGAUGGAGGCGGAAGCCAAAAAGGCCAUCUCGGAGCAGAAGGUGCGCAUGAAGAGGCUGGGAACGGAUCUGACCAGCGCUCAGAAGGAGAUGAAAGCCAAACACAAAGCCUACGAGAACGCCGUGGGCAUUCUGAGCAGAAGGCUCCAAGAGGCUCUGACCGACAAGGAGACGGCGGAGGCAGAGCUAGCCAAGCUCCGCGCCCAGCUGUUGGAUGGCGGAAACAGCCAGGCCUUACAGGAAAAAAUUGAGGCUUUGCAAGCCGAACUGCAGACUGUCACAAAGAGCAAGACCAUGUUGGAAAAGGAGUUACAGGAAGUGAUCACUCUCACCUCCACGGAGCUGGAGGAUUACCAGGAGAAGGUUCUGGAGCUGGAGGAUGAGCUCCAGGAGUCACGCUGUUUCAAGAAGAGGAUCCGGAAGUUGGAAGACGCCAACAAGAAGUUGGCGCUCGAGCUGGAGCAUGAAAAAGGGAAACUCGCUGGUUUGUCACAGUCCCAUAAUGCACUGCGGGAGCACGCUAACAUUUUGGAAUCUGCCUUAGCAAAGAGGGAGGCGGAUCUCGUCCAGCUAAACUUGCAGGUCCAAGCUGUUCUUAAGAGAAAAGAAGAGGAGGACCAACAAAUGAAGCAGUUGGUUGAGACUUUACAGCUUGCUCUGGAGAAAGAGAAAACCAAAGUGAAAGACUUGAAGGAACAGGUGGCAGCAGCAAAGGCAGAGGCAGCCCAUAACAGGCGGCACUACAGGGCGGCCAUGCUUGAGCUGUCGGAGAUCAAGAAGGACCUGCAGGCCAAAGAGGACCUGGUGAAAGCUCUGCAGAGCGAAGCUCAGAAACUACAGGCUCAGGACGACCAGCACGCUCAGGAUGUUUCCAGGUUCCAGCAGGAGCUCGCUGAGGCUCAUUCCCAGCUCCAGAUCCUGCGGAAACAACUCGAUGAGGAACUCGCUAAGCAGCCCCUCACCAACCAGGAGGUUGAGGACCUGAAGUGGGAGGUGGAGCAGAGGCAGAGGGAGAUUGAAGCACAGAAGCAGCAGGUGGAGAUGAUGGAACAAAGCCACCACAGAGAGCUGGACAACUUACAGAUCGCCCUGCAGAACAUAAAGGUGGAGCUGGACACCGUCCAGGAAGAGCUGAGCAGCACCAGGAAGGACAAGUUCAUGCUUCAGGCCAAAGUGGGCGAGUUGAGAAACAGCAUGAAGACCGUCCUGCUGCAGAACCAGCAGCUCAAACAAGACCUCAAACAGACUCGUCUCAGGAAGCAGCAGCGGAUGGAGCUGAAGAGUGACGGGAACCCAUCAAACCCAGUAACCCCAGUUAAGAUCCCAGACUGCCCGGUGCCUGCCUCGCUGCUCGAUGAAUUACUGAAACCGUCAACUUCCGUAAACAAGGAACCUCUGAACAACCUGCACAACUGUCUACGACAACUAAAGGAGGAGAUGGACAGCCUCCAGAAGCAGAUGGAGGAACACACAGUGACUGUAAAUGAAUCAAUGAACUCAUGGACAAACGCAGAAGAGGAACUGGCUCAACUGGGAUUUGACAACAAUACCUCCAACUCGCCAAGUGCGGCAAAACGUGUUGUGGAAAACAAUAACGAAGCAGAACAGCAGCAAUCAUAACUACACAGCCCUUUCUCAGAGGAAGCGGGACGGGGGGGUAUUAUCCACAAAGGCACUUUUGAACCCCCAUACUCGCUUUCUCUAAAAAGAAAUUGCUGCCAACAUUUGGCAUUCCUCCCUUCAGCACUCAAGUGCUUUUGCAGAGUGAUACUUUCUAUACCACAGCUUUAUUUUUUUGUGUUUAUUUUAUGGGUUAAAUUUAUGUUAUGCAUUUGUCACAUUUAUUUAUUAAGACUUAAGAAAUUAGAAUGUUUGAAAAUAAUUUCCUUAUGAGGAUCCCCCCUGUAAAAGUUUCAGAAAUGGCAUAAAGAUGAAUCCUGUCCCUCACAAAUUAGCUAGUUUUCUCCACUAGAUUCCAGUAAGUCCUCCCUCCCUCCUUGCAAAAUCGGUGGCGUCGAUGCUGCUCAGCGAUGAAUCGUGAUUUUAAGAAGAGCUUCUGACAGAAACUACAUCCUGUUCUUCCAUAUAUUCGUGCCUGUUUUCUUGUGACGUUUCCCAUCUGCUGUUUUGCUAACACCGACUUCGGUUUGUAAUGAAACUGUUAUCACUCCUUUUCGUAAAGUUAGACGUCAUGUACAGCUGGCGCUCAGACUUUUUUUUUUUUUUGGAUUGCCUCCUGUUAAAAUGCAGUGUUUGUCAGGUAAUCAUAUCAACUUUUAUUUCCAACCUGUAAAAAUAUUUCUGUUAUGUUAGUCUAACAUGAACUGCAGUAAUUUGUAUGCAAAAAAAGCCUUAAGCAAUGUUAAAAAUGCUGUACAGGACAAAGCUGUUUGGAAUGCGUGUCUUUUCUGGUCAGAGUGUGUGCAAAAUGAGAUGUUAUUGUACAGGUGAACUAAUCCUUACUGAAGAGCAGUUUAUUGUAAGUAAAACACAUGAAGAGAUAUUGCACACUAGAUGUUCAAGAAUGAACUGACAAAAUAAGCUGUUAAAAUGAAAUGAAAAGUUACAUCUACUAACAGCAGGUACUAUUGCUUGUUUAUUUUUGAUUGUUACAUUUGGUACUUACUGUAUUUACAAAAAAAAAAACUAAACUUGGAUUCACCAAAUGAUAUUGGUGAACUCUGUUCCUGGGGUUAUGGGAAGGUUCACUGUUUUUCAGAGGUUAAUAUAUAAAUAUGUGUCCUUUUUGUUAUAUUAAGUGAUCAGCUUUAUGAUGGAAUAACAAUUUUAAAAAAACCUGAUAUCGAAAUGCAAAAAGAGAUCUAAUGACAAAUCAACCAGGAUUUCAAUGUUAGGGUUGUGAUGGAUUGUUUCUUUCUGCAUGCAGUUGUGCUGCAGCCCUUUUGCUCCUGGAUUGUAAUUAUUAGUCCUAUGCUACUGUAUUCUUGUAAACUAUAAAAGGGACACCAAUAUUAAAUAAAUGCCUGUUCGGGGUAUUAAUAACAAAUGUACUCAAACUACACUAUUCAUUUAUUUUGGGACGUCUGUAUACUUACUCUGGCUGUUUUGUUCUUCUUUUCUCCCCCAAAGACUGGAAUUGUUCCCGAUGAAAUGUUUGUUUUGGAAAAUGUCAUCGCAUUCAUGAUAAAGAAAAUUGCACUAUUCA
Xiphophorus hellerii (green swordtail) is the source of this 6494-nucleotide messenger RNA. It is a transcript of the gene golga3, whose product is annotated as golgin A3. NCBI's taxonomy places the organism in Eukaryota, Metazoa, Chordata, Actinopteri, Cyprinodontiformes, Poeciliidae. Bases 413 to 4948 code for a protein of 1511 amino acids. The transcript has 24 exons. The record is from RefSeq and is a predicted model, not a curated record.